Messenger RNA from Fusarium musae, 654 nucleotides. RefSeq lists its product as uncharacterized. Bases 1 to 654 code for a protein of 217 amino acids. Gene Ontology annotation, molecular function: methyltransferase activity. The transcript has 4 exons. The record is from RefSeq and is a predicted model, not a curated record. Lineage: Eukaryota; Fungi; Ascomycota; Sordariomycetes; Hypocreales; Nectriaceae.
AUGGCAGACCUGCACCCAUCAGCUGAAGUCAUCGGUGUUGAUCUCUCGCCGAUCCAACCAAACUUCAUCCCGCCAAACUGCAGAUUUGAAGUUGACGACAUUAACAAAGAAUGGACAUUUCCCGAAAACAAGUUCGACUUCAUUCACAUCCGCUACAUGACAGGAACCGUGCCAGAUUGGACAGAACUUCUCAAGAAGGCUCAAAGGCAUCUCAAGCCCGGUGGCUGGAUCGAGCAUGUUGAACUCUGGGGAGACGCCAGAGCUGACGACGACACCAUGAGCCCCGAAUCUCCGCUCAAAACUUGGGUCAAAAUCUUUAAUCAAGUAGCAGAAAAAGUCGGCAACCCUUUCUUCUGGAAUCCCGCCGAAGAAUUCGAGAAGGCUGGCUUAAAGAACAUCACUGAGAAGAAGGUUAAAGUACCGAUUGGUACUUGGGCGAAAGACAAGGAUCUCAAGCAGUGGGGUGCAUGGAACCGACAGUUCCUGCUACAAGGAUUGGAAGGCUUUUCUAUCCGCGGCUUGACGGAGCUUCUAGGAUGGGAGUACGAGAAAGCGCAGGUCUUCCUCGUGGAGAUGCGUAAAGAGCUGUUGAACCCAAAGCUUCACUCAUACGUGUUGGUAACCACUGUAUACGGUCAAAAGUCCGAGGAAUAA